AGAGAGAAGCCAAGAGGAAAAAGACAAGCAGACCGACAGCACUGAGGAAAGCGCGGGACAGAAGGUGCUCCAGAACUGCCAGCAGAAACAGAGGAACUUGACAAGAGCCUAUCAGUGUUUGUGGCUGUGUGCUUAGGAUUUCUGUCAAUGCAUUCCAGUAACCCCAAAGUGAGAAAUUCCCCAUCAGGAAAUGCCCAGAGUAGUCCCAAAUCAAAGCCGGAGGUGAUGGUCCGUCCCCCUACAGUGAUGUCCCCAUCGGGUAACCCCCAGCUGGACUCUAAAUUCUCCAACCAGGGUAAACAGGGGGGCUCAACAGGCCAAUCCCAGCCCUCUCCCUGUGACCCCAAGUGUGGGGGCCACACACCAAAAGUGCUCCCAGGACAAGGAGGGAGCAUGGGGCUGAAGAACGGGUCCGGCAAUGGCUCAAAAGGGAAAGGAAAAAGAGAGAGGAGCAUUUCAGCAGACUCAUUUGAACAGAGAGAUGCUGGAACUCCCAGCGAUGAAUCCGAAAUCAAAGAUCUUGGCUCUGCUGAGCAUGCAAAAUCACAUGAUUCCCAGCAUACAGCACACUCUGUGGCUCCAUCAAAUGCCUCAGCCCCACGAUCUUCCACACCUUCCCAUGGUCAGGCUGCCACUUCGGAGCCAGGUAGCAUGCAGAAGACUCCUUCCAAAGUCGUCUAUGUCUUUUCAACGGAGAUGGCCAAUCAGGCUGCAGAAGCUGUGCUGAAGGGACAGGUAGAAACCAUUGUAUCCUUUCACAUUCAGAACGUCUCUAACAAGGCAGAACGAAACACUGUACCUUUGAACCCUCAGAUCCCACUGCUCCGAAAUGAUACAAAGCCCCAGGCUCAGGCACAGCUGCCUACUUCACAAGAGCAGACUCCUCCCCAGAAUGCCAAAAUGCAGCAGACUCCACCCAUUCCAGUUCCAGCACCAGCACCCAAAUCUACUGGCCCUCCUUGUCCUAUUGACCAGGACAAUCCUGGCUUAGAAAGUAAAGUGAUGUCUGCAGGAAGUCCUGCAAACUCCACCCCAUUGCAGACUGAAGGAUUUGGGCAAACUUCAACCCCCAAUAAUCGAGCAGUUAGUCCAGUCUCCCAAGGGAGCAACAGUUCCACUGCAGACCCUAAAGGUCCCAACCAGCAGGUAUCUGGGGGGGACCCACCAAACAUGGGUGAAAAUCCAGAUGGGCUGUCCCAGGAGCAGCUGGAACAUAGAGAACGUUCACUACAGACUCUACGAGAUAUUCAGCGUAUGCUUUUCCCGGAUGAGAAAGAGUUCACUGGAGGCCAAACUGGAGGGCCUCAGCCAAAUCCUGGAGUGCUGGAUGGUCCACAAAAGAAACCUGAAGGGCCAAUACAGGCUAUGAUGGCUCAAUCCCAAAGCUUAGGUAAAGGGCCAGGGCCUCGGACAGAAGGAGGGGCUCCCUUUGGCCCCCAAGGGCACAGAGACAUGCCCUUCUCUCCAGAUGAAGUUGGGCCGCCAUCUAUAAACUCCCAACCUGGUCCUUUGGGACUGGACCAUGCAGAUCACAUGACCCCUGAACAGGUGGCCUGGCUGAAGCUGCAACAGGAGUUCUAUGAGGAAAAGAGGAGAAAGCAAGAACAGGUUGUACAGCAAUGUUCUCUACAAGACAUGAUGCUUCACCAGCACGGGCCUCGAGGAUUGGUCAGAGGCCCCCCACCCCCAUAUCAGAUGACCCCAGGUGAGGGCUGGGGGCCUGGUGGCUCUGAACCCUUUUCUGAUGGCAUGGCCAUGUCACAUUCACUACCCCCAAGGGGCAUGGCCCCCCAUCCCAACGUGCCUGGCAGUCAGAUGCGUCUGCCUGGAUUUGCUGGAAUGAUAAACCCCGACAUAGAGGGUCCCAAUGUCCCAAAUGCCACAUCAAGAUCUGGGCUUUCGGGUGUCCCUUGGCCAGAAGAUGUGCCAAAAAUUCCAGAUGGCCGAAACUUUCCGCCUGGGCAAGGUGUGUUCAGUGGCCCUGGUCGAGGGGAGAGAUUUCCAAAUCCUCAGGGCUUGCCUGAGGAUAUUUUUCAACAGCAGUUAGCAGAAAAACAGUUAGGACUUCCCCCUGGCAUGAGCAUAGAAGGCAUCAGGCCUGGAAUGGAGAUGAACCGAAUGAUUCCCCCCCAGAGACACAUGGAGCCUGGCAAUAACCCCAUCUUUCCACGCAUGCCAGUUGAGGGAUCCAUGAGCCCCUCCCGGGGAGAUUUCCCAAAAGGAAUGCCGCCUCAGAUGGCGGCUGGUAGAGAGUUGGAAUUUGGGAUGGGCCCCAGUAGCAUGAAGGGAGAUGUGAAUCUGAAUGUUAACAUGAGUUCCAAUCCACCAAUGAUACCUCAAAAAAUGAGGGAAGCUGGAGUGAGCCCAGAGGAGAUCAUGAAAAUGCGCCCAGGUGUCUCGGAAAUGCUCCCCUCUCAGCAGAAAAUGGUGCCCUUGCCAUUUGGUGAGCACCCCCAGCAGGAGUACGGAAUGGGCCCAAGACCUUUCCACCCUAUGUCUCAGGGCCCAGGAGUCUGCCUCCGGAAUCAUAGAGAGCAGAUGGGGCCUGACCAAAGGACUAACAGCCGGCUUAGCCACAUGCCACCACUACCUCUGAACCCCUCCAGUAACCCAAACAGCCUCAACACAGCUCCUCCAGGUCAGCGCAACCUCGGACGCAAGCCCUUGGACGUCUCCGUCGGUGCCAGCCAGGUUCAUUCUCCGGGCAUAAAUCCACUGAAGUCCCCCACGAUGCGCCAGGUCCAGUCUCCUAUGCUGGGUUCUCCCUCCGGGAACCUCAAGUCUCCUCAGACUCCAUCCCAGCUAGCAGGGAUACUUGCAGGUCCAACUGCUGCAGCAGCUGCUGCAUCAAUCAAAUCUCCCCCUGUUAUGGGUUCUGCUGCCGCUUCUCCAGUCCAUCUCAAGUCUCCGUCCCUCCCUGCACCUUCUCCUGGAUGGACUUCAUCUCCAAAGCCCCCGUUGCAGAGUCCUGGAAUACCCCCCAACCACAAAGCGUCUCUUGCCAUGUCUUCGCCAGCCAUGAUGGGGAAUGUCGAGUCAGGUGGUGCUCCCCCUUCAACAGUUAGCCAGGCUGCUCCUGUGACUAUUCCUGGAAAUCUUCCUUCAAGCAGUCCAUACACAAUGCCCCCAGAGCCCACCCUGUCUCAAAAUCCUCUCUCAAUCAUGAUGUCACGGAUGUCCAAGUUUGCAAUGCCCAGCUCUACACCUCUCUACCAUGAUGCUAUCAAGACUGUUGCCUCCUCAGAUGACGACUCUCCUCCAGCACGUUCCCCAAAUUUGCCACCAAUGAACAAUCUUUCGGGAAUGGGCAUUAAUCCCCAGAAUCCUCGUCUUUCGGGUCCCAACCAGGUGGGUCCAAUGCCGACUCUUAGCCCAAUGGGAAUGACUCAACCUCUAACUCACAGUAACCAGAUGCCCUCUCCAAAUGCUAUGGGACCCAAUAUACCUCCUCAUGGGGUCCCUGUAGGACCUGGCCUAAUGUCACACAAUCCAAUGAUGGGCCAUGGUUCCCAAGAGCCUCCAGUGGUACCUCAAGGACGCCUGGGCUUUCCACAGGGCUUUCCUCCAGUACAGUCCCCUCCUCAACAGGUGCCAUUUCCACAUAAUGGACCUAGUGGAGGGCAAGGCAACUUUCCAGCUGGAAUGAGCUUCCAUGGUGAAGGACCUCUGGGGCGUCCUACCAGCAUGCCCCAGGGUUCAACGGAUCCAGUACUUUGCAAGUCUGGAGGUCCCGGGGGACCAGACUCUUUCACUGUCCUAGGAAACAACAUGCCUUCAGUUUUUACUGAUCCAGAGCUGCAGGAAGUAAUUCGCCCUGGAGCCACUGGAAUACCAGAAUUUGACCUGUCCAGGAUUAUUCCGUCGGAGAAGCCUAGCCAGACACUACAGUAUUUCCCUCGUGGGGAAGUGCCAGGCCGCAAGCAGCCACAGGGUGUUGGACCUGGAUUUUCUCACAUGCAGGGAAUGAUGGGAGAACAGAAUCCAAGAAUGGGUCUGGCAUUACCUGGCAUGGGAGGCCCAGGGGGAACUCCUGAUAUCCCUCUGGGAACAGCAUCAUCCAUGCCAGGCCACAACCCAAUGAGACCUCCUGCCUUUCUUCAGCAAGGCAUGAUGGGACCUCACCAUCGGAUGAUGUCACCAGCACAAACGGCAAUGCCUGGCCAGCCCACUCUAAUGAGCAACCCAGUGGGCAUGAUUCCAGGCAAGGACCGAGCGCCUGCUGGCCUCUAUGCCCACCCAGGACCUGUGGGAUCACCUGGUAUGAUGAUGUCAAUGCAGGGCAUGAUAGGACCCCAACAGAACAUCAUGAUCCCCCCACAGAUGAGACCCCGGGGUAUGGCUGCUGAUGUAGGAAUGGGAGGAUUUAGCCAAGGCCCUGGAAACCCAGGGAACAUGAUGUUUUAAGCUGCUACAUAAGACUGGAUGGUUCCGAUCCUUGUUGAAAUGAGAUUCCAGGUCCUGAGGGCUGCCUGAGAGCUCCAGGAGCACAGUUUGGCCAUGCAAUAGGUGAAAACAGACCAGAGGAUGCUUUGGGAAAUCUCGAAUGUAUGGAAUUACCUGAAAACAAAUGAAUUCAUUUUAACAGGUUGUUUUUUUAAAAUUUAUUUUUUAAAAAUUAUUUUUGUGUAAUUGGGUAUCCUGUGAUGGCACCUGCUUUGAGAAUCUGUAGCUGUAUUUUGAGAAUUGCCAUUUGUCACAAGUUGCACCAUUCUCUGUAUGUUUACGUCCUUUGGACUGGCUUCUCCCAGGACUCUCGGUUAUUUUUGGGGGGUUAUUUUUGUGUACUGUACUAUAUUGUAAAAGGGAUUUUAGCAGAGACUUUAGUCUUUGGGGUGAGAGGCUGUUUACUUUUAGGUGGAAAAUCCAUCUUCAGAACUUUGGACUAUUUUCCUUCAACUCCAAUGUAUAGAAAAACCAAACUACGACCUCAGAGCAGAGUAUUAAUGAAAAGCACAAAAAGGAACUUAAGUUCAAUGAGGGGGAAUCUUUUAAAAGAAAUAAGUUAAGGACAUAUUUUUCAAAAUUAUGGAGUGCUGUCCAGCACCUUUUGUCUCUCCCUCCCACUCUUUAAAAAAAAAAAAAAAAGGCAUCUCUGUCCCCUCCCACCCCUUACUGUCUCCUCCCCUGGCAGCUGCAAUACAUUGUAUUUGGGGGAGUAAAUCAAGGAGAGCCCCUUCUCAUGCUGGGAGUGUUCCCACUUUCAGGAAGAGGCUGGACUUGGACACUGUUACAUUCUACAGUAGUCUUACUGUUUCCCAUUCUCCUUUUCUUAGAACCCCUCCAAGUGACUUUAUUAAUGUGGGAGUGGAACAGACACUAAAAGUUAUCCUGACUUUUUUUGUGGCUAUCUUUUUUUGUUCCCCAGCGUAAAACGUUCUCUGUGUAACCUCCAUUAAAUUUGGUACAAAACCACUUGCCAGGGCUGUGGUGUCAGAAAAAUAAAAUAUAUUGUUUCUUACAAAAA
Molecule: messenger RNA, 5464 nt
Organism: Hemicordylus capensis (graceful crag lizard)
Lineage: Eukaryota; Metazoa; Chordata; Lepidosauria; Squamata; Cordylidae
Gene: BCL9
Product: BCL9 transcription coactivator
Exons: 7
Coding region: 148-4404 (1418 amino acids)
Biological process (GO): positive regulation of transcription by RNA polymerase II; canonical Wnt signaling pathway
Cellular component (GO): beta-catenin-TCF complex
Molecular function (GO): transcription coactivator activity; beta-catenin binding
Source: RefSeq, a predicted model, not a curated record